Messenger RNA from Melitaea cinxia (Glanville fritillary), 3442 nucleotides. RefSeq names its product poly [ADP-ribose] polymerase (gene Parp1). Gene Ontology annotation, cellular component: nucleus. Lineage: Eukaryota; Metazoa; Arthropoda; Insecta; Lepidoptera; Nymphalidae. Gene Ontology annotation, molecular function: DNA binding; NAD+ poly-ADP-ribosyltransferase activity; zinc ion binding. The record is from RefSeq and is a predicted model, not a curated record. The coding region runs from base 169 to 3153 and encodes 994 amino acids. The transcript has 20 exons.
UGAGUUUAAACUAAUACUUAAUCUGUGGCUACAACGAAAUAAUAAUAAAGAAUUCUGUGUCCGGUGCCGGUCCGGUGUUUGUUAUUAAAGAUUGCCGAAAUACAUAUAAAUGUAAAUGAUAUUUUAAAAUACGUAGAAACGAUAUUAUUAUAUACUUAAAAAGAAAAAAUGACCGAUUUACCGUAUCAAGUUGAAUAUGCCAAAUCUGGUAGAGCGGCAUGUAAAGCUUGUAAGAAUAAAAUUGAUCAAGGUGUUUUGCGAAUAGCGAUUAUGGUGCAGUCAGCUUUUCAUGAUGGCAAGCAACCAAAUUGGCAUCACGAGGAAUGUUUCUUUAAAAAGAAAUGUCCAGAUAGUAUUGCUGAAAUUGCUAAUUUUAAUAAACUUAAAAAUGAAGAUCAAAACAGAAUUAAGAGCAUGUUGGGCAAUUCAUCAGGAAUUGUAAUGCCCACUGAAAAAGGUAAAAAGGGCAAAGCGUCGAAAAGAGAUAACAGUGAAAAGGCAGCACUAUCAAAUUAUUCUAUAGAAUAUUCUAAGUCUAGCAGAGCUACAUGCAAGCAUUGUGAUAUUAAAAUUUGUAAGGAUGAAAUAAGGGUGUCAAAAAUGGCAUAUGAUCCAAAGUACGGUGAUCAUCCCACGUGGCAUCAUCUUAAUUGUUUUGCUGAGAAAAAAAAUGAAUUCUUAUUCUUCGCUGGUGGUGAGGAUCUUCCAGGCUUUAAAAAUCUCAAAAAGGAAGAUCAGAAAAUAGUUAAGGAUACUAUCAAGCCUUGUAAAGCAGAUGAGGUGCCAGUGAAAAAGAUGAAACUGGAACCAAAAGAUGAAGGGGAUAUAAAGAAAGAAAAAGAUUUACAGAAAAAAAUCGAAAAACAAAAUAAAACAUUCCAUAAAUACCGCAGUGCACUCAGUGAACUCUCCAAGAAUGAUCUCCAUGAGUUACUUGAAAGUAAUUCACAAGAGGUCCUCAGAGGUCGAGAUGAGUGUUUGGAUCAUUUGGCCGAUAUGAUGACAUUUGGUAUUCCUGAACCGUGUCCUGAUUGUAAAGGGCAACUUGUGCUGGACACAUUUUAUUAUAAGUGUACAGGUAAUAUAAGUGAGUGGUCAAAAUGUAGAUAUACAACUAAAACACCCAAGAGGAGAGCAAUGAAAGUACCUAAAGCAUUUCAAGAUUGUUCAGCGUUCAAUAAAUUUAAGUCAAAGUGUAGUGACCGAGUGUUUGAAAGUGAACCGCCUCCUAGCAUUGCUGUUGUGAAAAAGGAAGACCCAGAAAGUUCCCAAAGCAGCAAACCUAUUCCGCCUUUGAAGAAUCUUCAAUUUUUUAUUUAUGGUAAAUUUAAAACUCCUAAAGAAGAUAUAAAGAAACGUAUAUUGAAAUUAGGAGGUUUAGUUGUGAGCAAGUUGACAGACACACUUGCUGCUGUUAUUUCCACUAAGGCUGAACUCGAAAAGAUGCACCAAGAUGGUCGGAGUAAGAUGGCUGAGAUACAAGAAAAAGAUAUUGAGGUUGUAGAAGAAUCAUUUUUGGAUUUAAUAGAUCCAGCUACUGGUAGUGUUACCAAAACACUAGAACUUAUAAAAGAAAACAAUAUUUCGGAUUGGGGCUCUGACCCAACGAAACGAGUUCCGCAAGACGUCAUCGAUGGAAAGUCUAUACAAAAGUCUGGGAGCAUGUAUGCAAAAUCUAAAUCUACUGUUACAAAACUCAAAAUCAAAGGCGGCUCGGCCGUGGACCCGGACUCUGGCCUGCAGGACGAGGCGCACGUGGUGGCGUGCGGCGACGGCGGCAAGUACUCCGUGGUGCUGGCCAAGACCGACGUCGUCGCCGGCAAGAACUCUUACUACAAGCUGCAGGUGCUCAAGGCGGACAGCAAGGACAAGUUUUGGCUAUUCCGAUCGUGGGGUAGAAUCGGUACCCCUAUUGGAGGUACUAAGGUAGAAGAUUGUAAGACACUCCACGAAGCAGUCGAAAAGUUUGAAGAUCUUUACAUGGAAAGAACUCAGAAUCCGUGGCAGGAGCGUCAAAAUUUUAUCAAGAUGCCCGAGUCGUACUACCCCAUCGACACGGACUACAGCGAGGACGCGCCGGCCGCCGCGCUGCAGCUGGACGACAAGUGCGCGCUGCCCGCGUCCGUGCAGAGCCUCGUGCAGCGUAUCUUCGACAUCGACUCCAUGAAGAAGACCCUGCUGGAGUUCGAGCUUGAUACUGAGAAAAUGCCACUUGGAAAAUUGUCGAAGAAACAAAUAAAAUCCGGAUACAGUGUCCUGUCAGAGUUACUUAAGUACAUUGAGAAAGGCAAUACGAGUGAAAACAAAAUUAUUGACGCUACAAAUAGAUUUUACACGUUAGUGCCGCAUAGUUUUGGAACCGAUAAUCCACCACUAUUGAACAAUGUUGAGAUUAUCAAAACUAAAGCCGAAAUGUUAGAUAACCUGCUGGAAAUUGAAAUCGCCUACAGUUUACUUAAGACAGAAAAUGAGGAUAACGUAAGUCCGAUCGAAGCUCAUUACCGUAAACUGAAAGCUGAAAUCACUCCACUGGAUAAGAAGUCCGACGAAUUUGAAAUGAUACUGGAGUACGUGAAGAAUACGCACGCUGCUACACAUUCCAGUUAUUCCCUAGAAGUACAAGAGGUAUUCAAAGUUGUUCGUGAAGGAGAAGAGAAACGAUUCAAGCCAUUUAAGAAACUGCACAACAGAAGAUUACUGUGGCACGGGUCGCGAACCACUAAUUUUGCAGGAAUUUUGUCUCAAGGUCUACGUAUCGCACCGCCGGAGGCCCCGGUGACGGGGUACAUGUUCGGAAAAGGCAUUUACUUCGCAGACAUGGUCUCAAAGUCUGCCAAUUAUUGUUGUACGGAUAAAAGAAAUAACAUUGGUCUCUUAUUGUUGAGCGAUGUGGCUCUUGGAAACAUGAAGGAGUGCCGCGGCGCGGAGUUCGUGACGCAGCUGCCGGCGGGCACGCACUCGGUGUGGGGCGUGGGCCGCACGCAGCCGGACGCGGCGCGCGCGCGCGCGCUGGGCGACGUGCUGGUGCCGCUCGGGCCGCCGCGCGCGCACGACGUGCCCACCUCGCUGCUCUACAACGAAUUCAUCGUGUACGACGUUGCACAAGUGAACGUCAAGUACUUAAUACAAAUGAAGUUUAACUAUACGUAUUAAUAUUCGGACACAUUUCUUAUGUUUCUAAUUUUUUACUUUGUUGUGAACAUUUUACUUCUUUUUUGUCUACUUAAAUAUCAUGUUAGUAGUUUACAAAGCGAAAGCCACAGAAGAACUUUUUUUUGUUUGCAUUGUCAUCUUGCUUAUCAUACUUUUUGUUCUUGUAAUAAUUAUCUCGUUAUCAUAAUGAUAAAAAUUAUGUACAAUUGCAUAUUGUUUAAUAAUUGUCUAUUGAAUAAUUCAAUUAUGUGAUUAUAAUUGUUAAUAACUAAAAUUUGAUUUUUCAUAA